AUGGAGAGAGAUCUGAGGCUUCCAGAAUCAUUGUUGGGUGAUCAACCAGGAGGAGGAGGUAGGGCUAGUCCAACUCUACCUGAGUCGGAGUUUGCCGAACCCAUGAACGUAGAGCAGUUGAUUCAGAAGCUUCAUGAUCGUCGUACCCGAGAACAGGCUCUACACAAUCUCUCCCAGGAUUUAGAACAUAAAGUGAGAAUUAUUAUCAGGUUUCAUGUUGCAGUUACACUGCUGAAGGAUCAGCUUCCUGAGGUGGCUCUAUUACUUUGGCAUACCUGUGGUAUCAUGUUUGUGCUCCUCAAGGAAAUAACUGGUGUAUACAACCUGAUCUCAACCCCAAAUCUUUCUCAGGAAGUAUCAAACCGAGUUUGCGAUACUAUAACUUUGUUCCAGUGCAUAGCUUCUCAUCUAGAUACAAGAAAGCCAUUCAUCAGAGCUUACUUGCCAUUGUAUCUCUACCCUUUCAUUAGCACUGAGAGCAGAGACAAGCCUCAUGAAUAUCUCAGACUAUCUAGCUUAGGUGCUAUUGGGGCACUAGUGAAGAGUCACCCGCCAAAUCGAGAUGAAGUCGAUCCAGAAAUUAUACACUUCCUCCUAGAGAGCCAGAUACUUUGCCUCUGCAUCCGCUGCAUGGAGGUCGGCACUGUAUUGUCAAGAACUGUGGCUACAUUUAUAGUUGAAAGAAUUCUGUCAACUGAUGCGGGACUCAACUACUGUUGCAAUUUCGGCGAUCGGUUUUAUGUUACUACUAGUGUUCUUCGAAGGAUGACUGAUAAGCUUGUUGAAGAACCUUCUCGCCGGCUGCUUAAACUUAUCAUUAAGUGUUUUAUUGAACUGUCCAAGGGUCCAAGUCUGUGCAGGGACAAUGAGGGUCUAAGAUGCUGUAUUCCUAGGAGCUUAACUUAUCCUGAGAUUGUUAACCUCCUCUCUGAUGACGGAGACGGCAUGCGGGGUCUGCAACAGCUCUUGAAAAAUGUUCAGGCUCAUGUAUCAUCCACUGGGGACCUAGUAUUGGUCACUUCAUACAAGGCUGAACUAAAUAGCUAACUUGCAACCAAAUCAUGUUACCAGUAUGCACACAGAUUGAAGUAACCUUGUAUUGCUGCCUGUACUUUUCUCAUCGUUGUAUGUCUGUCUUUGAUGUUGUAUUUCAUGUGGGUUUGUACUUU
This is a messenger RNA of Fragaria vesca subsp. vesca, 1169 nucleotides long. Its product is annotated as cell differentiation protein rcd1-like. Gene Ontology annotation, biological process: negative regulation of translation; mRNA catabolic process. NCBI's taxonomy places the organism in Eukaryota, Viridiplantae, Streptophyta, Magnoliopsida, Rosales, Rosaceae. The record is from RefSeq and is a predicted model, not a curated record. Gene Ontology annotation, cellular component: P-body; CCR4-NOT complex; CCR4-NOT core complex. The transcript has 10 exons. The coding region runs from base 1 to 1047 and encodes 348 amino acids.